UUCUUCAGCGCAUGCGCAGUGAACCAACGUUACUUCACGGACGCGGCCUCCAGUCCGCUGACCCUCUCAGGUACCGGUGAGCCUCUCAGGUACCGGUGAGCCUCUCAGGUACUGGUGAAUCUCCGGUACCGGACGAGACCAGUUGUUUCACAAGCUAACUGCUACAUGCUAAGUGUUAGCCGCUCUCCAGUGUGCUGUACACACAAGCUAACCAGAAGCUAACCUUAGCUUGUUUUGGUUUGGAAGCUGACUGAAGCGUCAGGUAGCGUCCAGGUGAACAAAACUCAGGUUUAUGCGUCGGGUGUCCAGUCCUCCCUGCAGCGCUCCCUAAAACCACAGAAGAAGAAGAAGAGGCAGAGGAAGAUGUCAGAAAGGGGAGGAGCUUUGUCUCUGGACGACUGCCGCUGUCCGGUGUGUCUGGAGAUCUUUAUAGAGCCUGUGACUCUGCCCUGCACACACACCUUCUGCAAGGCGUGCUUCCUGCAGGCCGUCGACCAGGCCUCCCUCCUCUGUCCUCUGUGCAGACGGAGGAUUUCUGUUUGGUGUCGUCUCAACAACAGGAACAACACACUGAUUAAUGAGAAGCUGUGGACCUCCAUCCAGAACGCCUUUCCCCGUCAGUGUGAGAGACGCCUCAGAGGACAGGAGGGGCGGGAGAACCCCGAGGGGGCGGGGCAAGAGAACCCAGAGGAUGACCUAGGAGUGUGUUUUCCCAGGGUCUGUGAGCCUGGAGAGCUGAGGCAGGAGUACGAGGAGCAGGUCAACAAACUGACGGAGGAGAGGCGAGCUCUGGAGGAGGAGGAGAAGAGGGCGAGUGAAGAGUUAAUUCAGCGUCUGCUGGCUGAAGAGGAGGUGGAGCUUCAGGAGGAGACGAAGAGGAGAGAUGAGGACGAGAGGCUCGCCAGACACCUGAGUACCCAGCUGAACUCUGCAGUCUCUCAGGGAGACGCUCGUCCUGCUGACGCCACUUUACCAAAGAAGAAGAAGAAGGAAGUCGUCUCGGGACAGAUCGAGAAGUUCUUGUCUCCUCGUCCCUCCAGCAGCAGCUCCUCAGACUGCAGCUUUACGUCCAACAAGGAGAACAUCCUGUUCCCUCAGCUGGACUCUCUCAGAGACACAUCAGGACCUCCUGAGGAGGAGCAGCUGCGCCCAGGGGGAGGAGCUUCAUGUGCCAAGAGGAAGAGCCAGGAGAUGCUAGAGGAGGAGGAGGAGGUGAUGGCCACCAAACAAGUCUGUGUGCCCUCUUCCUCAGGGCUGCAGGGCGUGGCUGAGUGGGAGGUGGAGCUGCUGAGCAGACGGCAGCAGGAAGAGGAGGACCGGCGUCUGGCUCUGCUCCUGCAGAAGGAGCUCGACCAGGAGGAGCGUCUAAAAGCCACCGACCGAAGAAAAGGAUCAUCUGACGCUUACCCCCUCCGCCAGGACCGCAGGAGCAAGGAGGAGGCCGACAGGAGGACAGGACACGCCUCCUCCUCGUCCUCCAGCAGGACGAAACAGAAAACUCUGACAGAGAUGUUCUCCAGCCUCAACAACUGACAUGUUAGUCCCUGAAGUAUCCGCUGUGUUCAGGUCCUGGGACAGGAACAGGAGAGGACUCUUCAGUCAUGUGACCAAACAUGACUAAUGACAUCAUCUUGAUUUGUGUAUGAACAUAGCAGAAAGUGUCUUCACCAGGUCACAUGAUGGAGUGAAACAUGAUUCUGAAAGUUAAAACACGUUUUUUUUACAUUUCUUGCCUGGAGAAAAAUCAUAUCGAGCCUGUUUGUGUUUUAGGAGAAUUUAAUAAAAUCUACAUUUACUCUUCCUCCACUGUU
Molecule: messenger RNA, 1811 nt
Organism: Labrus mixtus (cuckoo wrasse)
Lineage: Eukaryota; Metazoa; Chordata; Actinopteri; Labriformes; Labridae
Gene: rnf168
Product: ring finger protein 168
Exons: 8
Coding region: 364-1533 (389 amino acids)
Biological process (GO): double-strand break repair
Cellular component (GO): nucleus; site of double-strand break
Molecular function (GO): ubiquitin-protein transferase activity; nucleosome binding
Source: RefSeq, a predicted model, not a curated record